Messenger RNA from Periophthalmus magnuspinnatus, 1020 nucleotides. Its product is annotated as scavenger receptor cysteine-rich type 1 protein M130-like. Lineage: Eukaryota; Metazoa; Chordata; Actinopteri; Gobiiformes; Gobiidae. The record is from RefSeq and is a predicted model, not a curated record. The transcript is spliced from 7 exons. Gene Ontology annotation, cellular component: membrane. The coding region runs from base 1 to 1020 and encodes 339 amino acids.
AUGGAUGCAUGGCUCCUGGCAGAAGACAACAGCUCAGGUAAAGACACACACCAGGAGAACCACUCUGCCACAUCUGCAGUGAGAGAAUGUGUUGAUGAUUCAUCCUCCUCUUCCUCGGGUCUGGAGGUGAAAUGUUCAGACUCGGUGCGUCUGGUCUCGGGGCCCAGUCUGUGCUCAGGAUCAGUGCAGAUCUGGAACCAGUCCUGGACCUGGGUCUGUGAAGGGGCCUUGGACCAGCAGGGGGCAGAGGUGCUGUGCAGGGAGCUGGGCUGUGGGGCUCCUUCUCUCCUCCAGGGGGCGCUCUCUCCUCUGGGGCAGAGGUUCCACUGUGAGGGCAAUGAGUCUGCUCUGAUGGACUGUCCCCGCUCCGGCUCAGAGACCUGCUCCUCUGGAGCCGCUGUCAACCUCACCUGCUCAGAGCUCAGGCUGGUGGGAGGGGCCAGUCGCUGUGCUGGGACUGUGGAGGUGAGACACAGAGGAGAGUGGGGAUGGGUGGGGCCCGAUGGACGCUGGUUCCUGGAGGACACAGCUGCUGUGUGCAGAGACCUGGACUGUGGCUCUGCUGUUUAUGGAGAAAAGAGAGAUGAUUUUCCAAAGAGUCCAGUGUGGGAGGUCAUAUCUGACUGUGUGAAGAAGAAGAAGUCUGCAGUACAACCAGAAGGAACACAGAGGAACUCAUGUAGGAACCUGUCCUACACGAGUCUGUCCUACACGAGUCUGUCCUACACGAGUCUGUCCUUGUCCUACACGAGUCUGUCCUACACGAGUCUGUCCUACACGAGUCUGUCCUACACGAGUCUGUCCUUUUCCUACACGAGUCUGUCCUACACGAGAGUAUGUCCUACGUCCUACAUGAGACUGUCCUACAUGAGACUGUCCUACACGAGUCUGACCUAUACGAGUCUGUCCUACACGAGUCUGACCUACAUGAGUCUGUCCUACAUGAGUCUGGCCUACAUGAGUCUGACCUACAUGAGUCUAACUUAUCUAGUAAAACAAAGUAAAAUGGAUGAAACUUAG